GAGCCCAGCCUCCUCUCGGGUGACAUCACAAAGGGCCGGUCCCCCGCCCCUUCGGCGCCACCACGUGUGUCCCCGCGCCCGGUGGCCACCCGACUCAGUCCCUCGCCGGCCGGUCCGGGCAGCGGAGGAGGGCGGCUGGCAGCGGCUGGAAGCUUCGCUAUGGGAAGUUGCUCCUUCGCUGUCUCGCGCGCAGCCCUCCUCCCUGGUUCUCCGCAGCGGCCGUCGGAGGAGAGCACCGGGGGGCGCGGGCUGCAGCCGCGGCUGCUUCUCCCCGCCCGGGCGGCCGCGCCGCUGGGCAGGUGCUGAGCGCCCUCUGAGCCUCCCCGGCCGCCUCCCGCCCCUGCCCGGCUGCGGGCUGCCGCAGUGCACAUGGGCUGUUGGAGGUAGAUGGGCUCCCGGCCCGGGAGGCGGCGGUGGAUGCGGCGCUGGGCAGAAGCAGCCGCCGAUUCCAGCUGCCGCGGGGCCGUGCGCCCCUGCGAGCCCCCGGCUCAGCCAUGGGGACCUCCGCGAGCAGCAGCACCACCCUCGCCUCCUGCAGCCGCUUCGCCCGCCCAGCCCGAGCCACGAUGAUCGCGGGCUCCCUUCUCCUGCUUGGAUUUCUUAGCAGCACCACGGCUCAGCCAGAACAGAAGGCCCCGAAUCUCGUUGGCACAUACCGCCACGUUGACCGUGCCACAGGCCAGGUGCUUACCUGUGACAAGUGCCCAGCAGGAACCUACGUCUCCGAGCAUUGUACCAACACAAGCCUGCGCGUCUGCAGCAGUUGCCCCGCGGGGACCUUCACCAGGCAUGAGAAUGGCAUAGAGAGAUGCCAUGACUGUAGUCAGCCGUGCCCAUGGCCAAUGGUUGAGAAAUUACCUUGUGCUGCCUUGACUGACCGAGAAUGCACUUGCCCACCUGGCAUGUUCCAGUUUAACGCCACCUGCGCCCCCCACACCGUGUGUCCUGUGGGUUGGGGUGUGCGGAAGAAAGGGACUGAGACCGAGGACGUGCGGUGUAAGCAGUGUGCUCGGGGUACCUUCUCCGAUGUGCCUUCUAGUGUGAUGAAAUGCAAAGCAUACACAGACUGUCUGAGUCAGAACCUGGUGGUGGUCAAGCCGGGGACCAAGGAGGCAGACAACGUCUGUGGCACACUCCCGUCCUCUAGCACCGCCUCGCCUUCCCCCAGCACAGCCAUCUUUUCACGUCCCGAGCACACGGACUCCCAUGAAGUCCCUUCCUCCACUUAUGUUCCCAAAGGCAUGAACUCAACAGAAUCCAACUCUUCUGCCUCUGUUAGACCAAAGGUACCGAGUGGCAUCCAGGAAGGGACAGUCCCUGACAACACAAGCUCAGCAAGCGGGGAGGAAGGCAUGAACAAGACCCUCCCGAAACUCCAGGUAGUCACCCACCAGCAAGGCCCCCACCACAGACACAUCCUGAAGCUGCUGCCGUCCAUGGAGGCCACCGGGGGCGAGAAGUCCAGCACGCCCAUGAAGGGCCCCAAGAGGGCCCACCCCAGGCAGAACCUGCACAAGCAUUUUGACAUCAAUGAGCAUCUGCCCUGGAUGAUUGUGCUCUUCCUGCUGCUGGUGCUUGUGGUCAUCGUAGUGUGCAGUAUCCGGAAAAGCUCAAGGACUCUGAAAAAGGGGCCCCGGCAGGAUCCCAGCGCCAUUGUGGAAAAGGCAGGGCUGAAGAAAUCCGUGACUCCAACUCAGCACCGGGAGAAGUGGAUCUACUACUGCAACGGCCAUGGUAUUGACAUCUUGAAGCUUGUAGCAGCGCAAGUGGGAAGCCAGUGGAAGGAUAUCUAUCAGUUUCUGUGCAAUGCCAGCGAGAGGGAGGUGGCCGCUUUCUCCAGCGGGUACUCGGCGGACCAUGAGAGGGCCUACGCGGCCCUGCAGCACUGGACCAUCCGGGGCCCCGAGGCCAGCCUGGCUCAGCUGGUGAGCGCCCUGCGGCAGCACCGCAGAAAUGAUGUCGUGGAGAAGAUUCGAGGGCUGAUGGAAGAUACCACCCAGCUGGACACUGACAAGCUGGCCCUCCCCAUGAGCCCCAGCCCGCUGAGCCCCAUCCCCAUGAGCCCCAGCCCCAACGCGAAGCCGGAGAACUCCACUCUCCUGACGGUCGAGCCGUCCCCCCUGGAGAAGAACAAGGGCUUCUUCGUGGACGAGUCGGAGCCCCUUCUCCGCUGCGACUCCACGUCCAGCGGCUCGUCCGCGCUGAGCAGGAACGGCUCCUUCAUUACCAAAGAAAAGAAGGACACGGUGUUGCGGCAGGUACGCCUGGACCCCUGUGACUUGCAGCCCAUCUUUGACGACAUGCUCCACAUUCUGAAUCCUGAGGAGCUGCGGGUGAUUGAAGAGAUUCCCCAGGCUGAGGACAAACUGGACCGGCUAUUCGAGAUUAUUGGAGUCAAGAGCCAGGAAGCCAGCCAGACCCUCCUGGACUCUGUUUAUAGCCAUCUUCCUGACCUGUUGUAGAGCAUAGGGAAACUGCAUUCCACUCAAUUUAGUGGCAGGGUGGUAUUUUUUGUUUUGUUUUGUUUCUGAGUUUUAUUUUUUUUGGAGUGUGUGUGUUUGUGUGUGUGUUUAACAGAGUAUAUGGCCAGUGUUUGAGGUCUUUCUUCUCCCUUUUCUUUUUUUGUUUCUCUCUGAAAAGUUAGUUUGUAAGCCUUUUCAAGGUAUAACCGUUGCAAAAUACCCACCACUAAUGUUUCUUAAGUUCCAUUGUUUUCUCUGUCUUGCCUUCUUAUGUACUUUCGAAAUCGUUCUGUGCACUUUAAAUUCACUUAACUUACUGUAAAUGCAGUGUAACUUUUCUUACACACCGGAUUGUGAGGCUCUUAACUUAAAAGUGUAAUGACAUCUUGUGAAUCCUAUAAACAGUCUUUAUGUCUCUUAACCUUCACAUCUACUUUUUUUUUUAAAAAAAAAAAUUAUUACUAUUUUUUUAAUUGUUUUUCCUUUAUAAAUUUUCUUAAGGAUUAAGGAAAUUUAAGACCUGUUGAGUUAUUGUAAUGCAAUUAGACUUUGAGUUCUCUUUUUAAUAUGUCUUGUGUAGUUCAUGUUCAUGGCUGAAACUUGACCACACUGUUGCUGUCUUACGGUUUUCACCUGGACACCGUGCAGAAUGCUUGAUUACUUGUGCUUUUCUUACGCUAAUAUGUUCUGGGCUGCAGAGAUGAAAUCUUCAAGCCGUCAGGACUUGCUAUUUAAGUGGCUUGACAACUGGGCCACCCAAAGAACUUGAACUUUAUCUUCUAGGGAUCGAGCUGUUCUGGAACACAUUGCUGCACUUCGGAAAGUCAAAAUCAAAUGCCAGUGGCACCUUUUCCAUAGAGAAUUUGCCCAGCUUUGCUUUAAAAGAUGUCUUGUUUUUUAUACACACUUAGUCAAUAGGUCCAGUCUGCCCUCAAGGUCUUGAUCUUGGUGGGUUUCUUUCACCGUUCAUUUACUUUAAUUAAAAAUGGCUGCAGCUGUAAGAACUCUUGUCUGAUAUAUUUGCAACUAUGCUCCCAUUUAUAAAUGUACCCUUCAACGCUCUGUUGCCAGAUUCUAAUGCAAAGGUAGUUCGGACUCCCUUUGUGUGAGCAGGGUUUGUGGGUCGUGGUGAGGAACCAAUUAUCAGAAAAAUGCCUUCAAGUGUACUAAUUUAUUAAUAAAUAUUAGGUGUUUGUUA
Molecule: messenger RNA, 3660 nt
Organism: Microcebus murinus (gray mouse lemur)
Lineage: Eukaryota; Metazoa; Chordata; Mammalia; Primates; Cheirogaleidae
Gene: TNFRSF21
Product: TNF receptor superfamily member 21
Biological process (GO): signal transduction; adaptive immune response; negative regulation of T cell proliferation
Cellular component (GO): plasma membrane
Molecular function (GO): protein binding
Source: RefSeq, a predicted model, not a curated record